UACGCAUGGUGAAAUUAUUGUUGCGUAUGUAAAACAUUGAGUAAAGCCUAUCUGAAAAAAAAAGAAGAUGGAUAUAUACUGGGUUAUUUUGUUUAUUGUUCUGGUGUCCUUAUUCAUAGAAAGAUUAGUGAGAAAGUUAAAGAUCAGUAGCUUUGAUCAGCGCUAUGUUGUCGUUACUGGAUGCGAUACGGGUUUUGGAAACAUGCUUGCUAAAAGGCUGGACGCCAUGCAGUUCCAUGUUUUUGCUGGCUGUUUUACAAGUAAGGCAGUUACGCAGUUGACCGAAGAAUGUUCGCGGAAUAUGACAGCUAUACAAGUAGACGUUUCAAAAGAUGCAAGUAUUGAACAAAUGUUGGAAACAGUUAAAAGAAAACUACCCGUAGAUAAAGGACUUUGGGCUGUUGUUAAUAACGCUGGAGUUCUCGGAACAGCAGGGCAAUGCAUCUGGCAAACGAGACAAGAUUUUGAAACUGUGUUAGCAGUUAAUUUUUAUGGUGUUGCUAUGGUAACAAACGCUUUUUGCCCACUAAUAUUGAAAGAACAUGGUCGAAUUGUGAAUGCAGCAAGUGUGGUGGGUCGGAUUGCACUUGGUCCGGCUCCGUACGUCGUUUCAAAGUAUUGUGUGGAAGCAUUUUCUGAUGUACUCAGACGAGAACUUUACAGAACAGGGGUAAAAGUAAGCAUACUUGAGCCUGGGUCAUUUAAAACGGGAAUUUUGGAUCCAAGCGCUCAAUUGAAAAGACUAGAAAAUAAAGUUAACAGCUUACCAGAUGAAAUAAAGGGGAAACUGCGAGAGGAUUACAUUAGCAUAAGUAUGGACAGGUUCAUAAAAGGAAGUUCUUAUGCAUCUAUUAACAUCAAUGAGGUUGUCGACGCCUACAUACAUGCCAUUACCGCUAGGUAUCCUCUGAAAAGAUAUCUGGUUGGCAAAGACGCAAAAAGUUUUAUGCGGGCAUUGUGGCUGCUUCCUGAAUGUGCUAGCGAUUUCAUCAUUAAUAAAUUGAUGGUAGUGGAUAUAAAUAAGGAGUAGAUGGAUUCUCUAUAAAAUAAUCUACAGAUAUUACGCUCUUUUUAUCUAAAAUAUCCUAGUUUUUCUUGAAUCAAUAUACAAUCUAGUUAGAUUUAAAAUGUAAUGCGUUAUGUACAAUAAACAUGAAAAGUCGAUUUCAGUUAUUAUCCCUAAAGGUGAAGCAAGGGCAAACAACUACUGGUAUCAUUGCAGCGUCACCUACUCUGCUUGUAAACAUUGCAUGAAAAUCAAAGCUUUCAGUAACGAAAAUCCAGAUAGAUGUCUACAAGUCGCUGGCGCCUGGACCGUCGUCUGCGCCGGCGUUCGAUUCUGAAAAUUUGUUCACGAUUACCAGCAAGUUGAACUUCGUACCUGUGAUUUUGAUAUAUUAAUAACUAAUUAGGAAUAAACAAAUGUCUAUCCAAUUUUAAAACAAAAAAUAUGACAUUGUGUAUAUAUCUAUUAUUGUUAUAAUUUUUAUAGAAAAUACUCUCAUGUACAUGUUUCAAUAAAAUUAUGUUCGCGCAUGUGUGCAAGAUCCUGUGUCAUAAAUAAGCACAUAUCAUAACUGAAUCAAGGAACGAUUUUUUCCCCCUGCAAUCAUAUUUCCCAGAGAGCUAUAUACGUUUCUUAUUGUAUUAUUGCGGCAUUUUAGUUUGAAGACGGUCAUAUUUGAAAACUGUAAUUAUAGUAGCAUGAUCGGACGGACGGAAGAAACGGAUAAACAGAUAGGAUGAUGCCCUCAAUUACUUUUACUUCUUUUUGCUGAGGUAAGAAAAAAAUCACAUUGACAAUUACAUCAAACUAAGGUAAUUCGGUGAAAGCCAUUUUCUUGUCAAUGAUUAUUGUCACAAAGGAAAGGUUUCGAAUUAAAAUAUUCGAAACAUUGCUUGUAGGACUCAUACAUAA
This is a messenger RNA of Mercenaria mercenaria, 1918 nucleotides long. Its product is annotated as dehydrogenase/reductase SDR family member 9-like. Lineage: Eukaryota; Metazoa; Mollusca; Bivalvia; Venerida; Veneridae. The coding region runs from base 68 to 1030 and encodes 320 amino acids. The record is from RefSeq and is a predicted model, not a curated record. The transcript has 5 exons.